CAUUUUUAUCGCAGUUGGUUUUUGAGUUCCUUUCCUACUUUAAUUUCUAAAUUUAUUAGUACUAACGGCUCAUUGAGCACCCUGCUUUAGGGUUUUCAGAAUGAGCACUAGUGCAUUGGUUGCAGAAAAGGUGUGGGAAGGUAUCCAAUCAACUCAUUCAGUGAACGAUGACCAAGUUUCAAUAUUGCAUUUCUUAUUUGGGAAAAAUUUGGAGCGAGCAAUGAGGAUAGUUGAUCAAAGAGGCGUAAAAAGGAUCUUGGGCAAACCCAGUGGUCGUUCCAUCUUUCAGGUUGUCGGAGAGUCAAAGAGGAAGGAGGAAUAUCUAUGCUUUCCAGAACAUUAUUGUGCUUGUUAUUCCUUCUUCUAUGACAUUGUAAACAGAGGGGAACAGCUUUGUUGUAAGCAUCAAUUAGCUGCCAGACUUGCUUCUUCGUUGGGAGCAUGUGUUGAUUUUAGGAUCUCUGAUGAUGAGCUUGCUCUCAUGCUCUCCCAGCUUUGAAUGUGCAAAUUUCCAGCUCUAUAUUGCAGGUUGAAGCAUCAUCUUAUCCUACAAGAAAUCCAACGAUCAUGCGUUAUAGUUCUCAAUGAUGAGGUUCUGGACUUUGGAACUAUUGCUUUACUUUAUGAAGACCAUAUUCUUUCGGAAUUUACAACAAAGUAAUCAGAUAUAAUGGCGCCAAUCAUCGAAUUCUCUUGCAUUGCACCUGGUGUACUUGUGUAACUAUGUGGCCCGAAGGGGGAUCGAGGGAUCAGUAUUUGAUCUCGAUUUUGAUUGAUGUGCAUAGUUAAAAAAACAUCUUGCGAUAUCAUUGUUUCAAAAAAAUAUACAUAGUACAGAAACAUCUAAAGCUGUCACUAUUUCAGAAAA
Messenger RNA from Nicotiana tabacum (common tobacco), 868 nucleotides. RefSeq lists its product as uncharacterized. The record is from RefSeq and is a predicted model, not a curated record. Gene Ontology annotation, cellular component: Shu complex. Gene Ontology annotation, biological process: double-strand break repair via homologous recombination. Lineage: Eukaryota; Viridiplantae; Streptophyta; Magnoliopsida; Solanales; Solanaceae. Gene Ontology annotation, molecular function: zinc ion binding.